AUGAGUGAUCAUGACUUUUUCACCUGGAUUCGGAAUUCAUACUAUUCCCAUCGAGGAUUUCUCGCCAUCUGGUUUGGUCUAUACAGAUAUGCACACUGCGAAUUCUCCCGGUUCCGAAGAUUCGAUGGGUAUGAGUACGCUCCCCUGCUACCGGAAUAUCCAGACGAGGACCAACCAUUUUACCAUUACGCGCCAAAGCCUAUGCGUCCUCGGCCGCCAAUGGCAUCACACGAGUUCAACCAUUGGUUCUAUAAAAGAUCUUGGUCCCGUACAGCCCGACUACUUUCUACACAGCGGCACCGGGCGAAAAGCAGGUGUUUCUCGCUGGGUAGCAGGUCUGUAAUCGAAGAGAAGAUUCCCAAACGAGAGACAUCCCUUGAAGAAGGUGUCCCUGCGUGCGAGGAUUUCUGGGGUCUCCUCGCUUUCCUGUCUCCUUCGGUCUACUUCUUCUUCGCAUGGUUAUUUCAAUGGGGUCAUGUAGGUGGUUUGCAAGGUGCAUCCAUUCCAAUUACGCUUUCGCUGGCCCCUCUUGCGACGUUCUGGGGGUUUGUCCUAUCUACUUCUCCAAGGUUUGACAACACUCGAACAUUGUGA
Molecule: messenger RNA, 594 nt
Organism: Penicillium griseofulvum
Lineage: Eukaryota; Fungi; Ascomycota; Eurotiomycetes; Eurotiales; Aspergillaceae
Exons: 3
Coding region: 1-594 (197 amino acids)
Source: RefSeq, a predicted model, not a curated record